Vigna umbellata (rice bean) is the source of this 857-nucleotide messenger RNA. RefSeq names its product AAA-ATPase At3g50940-like. NCBI's taxonomy places the organism in Eukaryota, Viridiplantae, Streptophyta, Magnoliopsida, Fabales, Fabaceae. Gene Ontology annotation, molecular function: ATP hydrolysis activity; ATP binding. The record is from RefSeq and is a predicted model, not a curated record.
ACUCAGACCUCAUGCGGACCCUGAAGGAGACAGCUAACCGCUCCAUCAUCGUCAUCGAAGACAUUGACUGCAACAGAGAGGUGCAUGUUCGACCAACACCAAAAGCCUUUUCAGAUUCCGAUUCAGACGAUGACCACAAGCAUGUCAAUAUUAAGACAAGCAGGUUUACUCUGUCGGGUCUGCUUAACUACAUGGAUGGGUUAUGGUCGAGUGGAGGAGAGGAGCGGAUUUUGAUCUUUACCACCAACCACAGAGAAAGAAUCGACCCUGCGUUGCUGCGCCCUGGUCGUAUGGACAUGCACAUUCACUUGUCCUUCCUCGGAAGCAAGGCAUUUCGAAUUCUAGCUUCCAAUUACUUAGGCGUUGAAGGAGAUCAUCCACUUUUUGAACAAAUUGAUGAUCUGUUGGAGAAAAUAGAUGUCACCCCUGCAGUGGUAGCGGAGCAACUAAUGAGACACGAGGAUCCUGACGUUUGUUUGGAAGCACUUGUUCAAUUUCUCAAACAAAAGACCAAGGAAGCCAAAUUUUAGACUAGUCAUGUUUUAGAGUCUUCUCAACUGUAUCAUCACUCGGAUAAGAUGCAGAACAAAAACCAGUAUCUUUUUGUUCUGUAGUGUUUUAGAUGGGUAAUUGUGUGUCUAGAACAGUGGUAAAAUUCAAUGCCGAAAACGAUUUCGAGAUUCUAAAUCUAUGAUAACUUUUAGACUUAUGCAUAAAGUACGACACUAGUUUUGCUGGGAAGUUUAUAUUUUACAAAGAGUUAAGAGAACAUGCCGUAGAAUCUUGGUUUGGUAGGUUCAAAACAAAAUUAUGAGCCAACAAGACUAAUUAAAAAUAGGGAAUUAUGAUUAUUCUCA